GCGGAGGAGUCAGGAUACGAAGUUGGAAAGGAACGCUUGGAGGUGCGAGCCAGAGCCAUGUCUCUGCGUGGCGAGGUGCCCGUGGUACCGUCUCUGCUGUCCAUGGUGGCGGUGUUCAUGGCGGUUGCGGCGAUGGUAGCGACGGCUGAUAUGUUCCGACCGGGAAUCGUGCAGCAAUACGACGACGAACACAUCAUCUCUCGACGCAGCCAGGUGUGCAGCGACAAGCAGACGGCCGACGUCUACCUGCUGGUGGACGGCUCCACCAGCGUGGGGGCCGGCAACUUUCAGCUGGUGCUCAAGUUCCUCGCCAAGCUGGUGGACAAGCUGGACAUCGGCAAGGACAAGGUCCGCGUGGGCAUGGUGCAGUACAGCGGCGACAUGAGGAGCCCCAAGAUCAAGACGGAGUUCGACCUGGGGCAGUACGCGGACAAGGGGAAGCUCAAGGACGCCAUCGAGGGCACCAAAUACAUGCGCGGAUUCACGUUCACCGGAGCGGCGCUGCAGCACACUCUGCAGCUCUUCAAGAGCCAGGGACGCCCCGGCGUCGGCAAGAUCUUGGUGCUGGUGACAGACGGCGAGGCCAACGACAAGGUGAAGGACCCCUCAGACGAGGUGAAGUCGAGCGGCAUCGUCCUCUUCUCCGUGGGCGUGGGCAAGGCGGACCGCAAAGAGCUGGCCAUCAUGGCGUCUCCACCUGUCGACAAGCACAUGUUCCACGCCACCGACUUCACAGGCCUCGACUCCAUCAUCACGGCGCUCACCUCCACCGUCUGCACCGCCGCGCAGGAGGCCAAGGUGGCGGUGCCGGUGACUGCGGCGACCCAGGCCGUCGCCUUGCCGAGUAAAGUGUGCAGCGACAAGCAGACGGCCGACGUCUACCUGCUGGUGGACGGCUCCGGCAGCGUGGGGGCCGGCAACUUUCAGCUGGUGCUCAAGUUCCUCGCCAAGCUGGUGGACAAGCUGGACAUCGGCAAGGACAAGGUCCGCGUGGGCAUGGUGCAGUACAGCGGCCCCAUGAUCAAGACGGAGUUCGACCUGGGGCAGUACGCGGACAAGGGGAAGCUCAAGGACGCCAUCCAGGGCACCAAAUACAUGCAAGGAGCCACGCUCACCGGAGCGGCGCUGCGGCACACUCUGCAGCUCUUCAAGAGGCAGGGACGCCCCGGCGUUGGCAAGAUAUUGGUGCUGGUGACAGACGGCGAGGCCAACGACAAGGUGAAGGACCCCUCGGACGAGGUGAAGUCGAGCGGCAUCGUCAUCUUCUCCGUGGGCGUGGGCAAGGCGGACCGCAAAGAGCUGGCCCUCAUGGCGUCUCCGCCCGUCGACAAGCACAUGUUCCACGCCACCGACUUCGCAGGCCUCGACUCCAUCAUCACGGCGCUCACCUCCACCGUCUGCACUGUCGUGCAGGAGGCCCAGACCCCGACGCCGACGCCACCGCCCGGUCCGUUCGCCAAGCUGGACGUGAUCUUCGCCAUCGACGGCUCGGCCGGCGUCGCGGCCGCCGACUUCACGCUCAUCAAGGGCUUCGUCGCGCAGAUCGUGCAGGGCCUCAGCGUCGGGGCGGCACAGGUUCGCGUGGGGCUGGUGCAGCUGAGCGGCAAGCAGAGCUCCGAGUUCAAGCUGGGGCAGUUCUCCAGCCAGCAGGAGGUGGUCGCCGCCGUGGGGAAGGUGUCCGCGCACGGUGGCAGCAGGGCCAUCGGCGCCACCGUGCAGUUCGUGCUCGCGACCGCGUUCUCGCAGGCAGAGGGCGGCAGGGCCGGAGAUGGAGUCCCGCAGGUGCUGGUCAUCAUCACGGGCGGCGCAUCGUCUGACGCCGUCGCCCAGUACCGUGGGCUGAUGCGAGCCCAAGGGGUGCGCUCCUUCGUCGUCGGCAUCGGCGCCUUCCAACUGCUCGACCUGCAGCGCCUGCCCAGCGACCCCAUCGGCAUGCACCUCUACGCCGUGGGCGGCUACGGGCAGCUGUUGGGCAUCGCCGGCCAGGUCACAUCCGUCAUCGUCAGACCAGCGAUUUCCCUGGACUUGGUGUUCAUGGUGGACGGCUCUCUGGGCACUGCGUGGGGGGCCGUCAGGGCCUUCGUGUCCCACCUGCUCCUCUACGUGCAGGGCGGUGGAGGUGUCCUGCGCGUCGCGUUUGUCCAGUUCGCUGGCGAUGUCACCGUUGAGCUCUACCUGGACCAGGGCACGGACGUGGCUGCGGUGCUCGCCAAGCUGCAGUCUGUGCAGCAGCUGUCAGGCGCCGGCGGACGCAACCUGGGCAAGGCGGUGAGCUUCGUGGGCGGCACGGUGCUGUCGGCGGCCAAGGGCGGGCGCGGCGACGCCGGCGUCAACCAGGUGGUGGUGCUGUUCAUGGCGGGCCCCUCCACGGACGAGCCGUCCCAGGCGCUGUACGCGCUCAAGGCGUCCGGCGUGCGGGUCCUGGCGCUGGACCUGGGCGGGCUGGCACUGGCUCAGCUGGGCGGCCUCGUUAGCACGCCCUUCAAUCUGCACUACUACAAGCUGUCGGGCGGUGCGCAGGUGCUGCCACUCGCAUUGGGCAGGAUCCUCCACACCUCGCUCUAUACAGGCGUGACGCGCGGCGCCCAGUACGCCGACAUCGUCUUCUACCUGGACAGCUCGGCCACGCUGGGCGAGGCCGGCUUCGUGUCCCUCAAGGCGUUCCUCGUGCAGGUGCUCUCCUACCUGCAGGUGGGGCGCUACACGGUGCGCGUGGCGGUCGUGCAGGUGGGCGGCGCGCCCGUCGCCGCCUUCCAGUUCGACGCGUACUCCGAGAGGAGCACCCUCGUUGCUGCCAUCUCCCAGCUCAAGGCCGUGGGCGGGGCCAGGAACGUGGGCGCGGCGCUCUCCUUGGGCUACAUGACCUACUUCUCGCAAGCAGUCGACGCUGGCAUACAGCGUACCCAGGUGGGGAUCCUGCUGACGGGCGGAGCGUCGGCCGACAACGCGGCCAAGGCUGCGGCGCAGCUCCAGGCGAACGGCGUGCGCCUCUUCGUGGUGGGCGUGGGAUCCGGCGUGGACCAGGCCCUGAUCCAGGGCGUGGCGUCGUUCCCGUACGCUCUGCACUCCUUCACGGUGACGGACUACAUGGGGCUCAGCAACGUCGUCGUCACCAGCCUCGUCAAGUACAUCUUCCGGCCCGCGGUCUCCGGCGACCUCGUGUUCCUGAUCGAUGGCUCGACAAGUGUGGAGCAGCAGACGUUCCACUUGAUCAAGAAGUUUGUCGAACGGAUCAUCACCCAUUACUACUACAUAGGGGGCUCUCUGCGGGUGGCCGUCUACCAGAUCGGCGGCGCGGGCCGCCUAGAGGUACCUUUGGGCAAUCAGAACGACGUCGACAGCCUCAAGCAGACCAUCGUCAACAUCCAGAAGGUCUCGGGGCCACGGAACCUGGGUGCGUCGCUCACCUACGUCCUUAGCAACAUCUACAAGGAAACCACCACCGCCAAGCUCUCCCAGAGCAUCUUCAUCAUUUCCGGGGGGAAGUCGGACGAUGACGUGACGGGGGCGGUGCAACUGCUGCGAGAGCGCGGGAUCACGGUGACGGGUGUGGGCCACAAGUCGUCCCAGCUCGACACCGUCGUCAGCACCUCGUCUCACUGGUUCCAGUUCACGGAAUCCAGCACCAUCCUCAACAGCUAUUACAAGAUCAUCAGCAGUCUCUUCUUCACGGUGCCUGUCGUCCCGAUACCCAAGACCACGCAGGCUCCCACGACCACUACCACAACCACAACGAAGCCUGCUCCUGUCACCACGGUCGUUCCAGUGACUGUUCCGUCACCAUAUAACAUCGACAAUCGCUACGGUGACGUGGUGUUCGUGGUGGACGGAUCUUCCGGCAUCUCGGCGGCCGACUUCGGGACCGUGCGGACGAUCGUCUCCCAGAUAAUUGCGGGGCUGCAAGUGGGGCCGGACAACACGCGUGUUGCGCUCGUGACCAUUGGGGGCACUCCCAAAGUGGACAUCUUCCUCAACUCGUUCUCCGGAAAGGCCGAGCUGCUGACGGCCGUAGAAAAGUUGGCGCCGGUUGGAGGGCCGCUCAAUGUGGGCUCAGCUCUGCAGCUGGUGGUCAACAGUGUCCUCAAGCCUGAGAAGGGCUCCCGCAUUCAGCUUGGAGCUCCCACGAUGCUGGUGACGAUCCUUGGCGGCAAACCAGCCGACGAUGUAUCGGGGUCGGUGGUGACACUGAAUGGGCUGGGGGUGCGUCACGUAGUGCUGUCGGGCGGGUACCAGGACACAAAGGUGCUGAACAGCAUCGCCACCUCCUCGCGCCUUGUCAAGACCUGGUCCUCAUUCCAGUCCAUCCUCAACUUCAACCUGGGCCAGUUCGUCUACAAGACAAAGGAAAAGGCGAGCGUGGUGUUUGUGGUGGACACAUCGACCAUCACGGCCGAUGAGCUCAAGGUGGUGAAGACAUUCAUCGUGGGCAUUGCCCAUCAUCUGAACCUGGCACCCAACAGCGUGCGGCUGUCCGUCGUGAGCUACGGAGCCAACUACCAAAAGCUGGUGGGUCCGGCAGAGAUCAACUCGCCCAAGGACCUGGAGACCAAGCUGGGCAGUGUCCUCGUGCCCACGAGCGGCACCACAAACACUGGCAAGGCCCUCACCUACACCAUCACCGAUCUGCUGGCCAAGGAGCCUGCAGAUGUUAGCAAGAGCGUGGUGCUGAUAACGAGCGGACCUUCGAGUGACUCCGUGGCCCCCAUCCCGGAGCUGCUGCAGAAGAACGUGGUGAGCCUGUUUGCAGUGGGCGUGAAGUCCAGCGACCUCAAGCAGCUCCAGACCCUCGUCUCCCGCGGAGGAUACUACUACCAGCUCUCAGACUACUCACUGCUCUCAAUGAUCCAGAGCCAGAUCAUCAUCAAAGCCCUCUACCUGCCUGCCAUUCAACAGGCCAUCACAACUACGGUGGUGACAACCGGGUUCCAGUACAAGUUGGUGCCAGGAAACCGUGAUGCGGACGUCGUGUUCAUCGUGGACGGCUCAUCCGAGGUGUCGGACGCCAACUUCGCACUAGUGCGGACGAUCGUCUCCCAAAUAAUCGCGGGGCUGGACGUUGCGCCAGGAUGCGACUCGCGUCGCACUGGUCACCGUCGGGGGCACACCCAAAGCGGAUAUCUCAUUCAACUCAGUUCCCUGGAAAGGACGAGCUCCUGGCCGCGGUGGGAAAGCUGGCGCCGGCUGGGGGACCGCGCAAUCUGGGAGCGGCUCUGCAGCUGGUGGCCAACAGUGUCCUCAAGCCUGACAAGGGCUCGCGCAGUCAACUGGGCUCUUACCACGAUCGUUUACACAAUACUGGGUGGCAAGCCCGCCGACGAUGUGACCGCGGGAGCAACCCUGCUGCGUGGUAUGGGCGUGCUCGUGUCGGCGUUCGGAGCCGGCUACCAAGACUCCAGUGUGCUGUCCAGCAUCGCCACCUCCAGCUCACAGGUGUUAACCUGGUCCAGCUUCCAGGACCUGGUCACCAAGAGCAGCUCCCUCACGGGGAACAGCCUCUACCUGCCGAAGAGGAAAGCAAGUGUGACGUUUGUGGUGGACACAUCGAGCACCAUCACGGUGGAUGAGCUCAAGGUGGUGAAGACAUUCAUCGUGGGCAUGGCCCAUCGCCUGAACCUGGCACCCGACAGCGUGCGGCUGUCCGUGGUGAGCUACGGAGCCAACUACCAAAAGCUGGUGGGUCCGGCAGAGAUCAACUCGCCCAAGGACCUGGAGGCCAAGCUGGACAGUGUCCUCGUGCCCACGGGCGGCGCCACAAACACUGGCAAGGCCCUCACCUACACCAUCACCGACCUGCUGGCCAAGGAACCUGCAGAUGCCACCAAGAGCGUGGUGCUGAUAACGAGCGGGCCUUCCAGCGACUCCGUUGGACCCAUCGCAGAGCUGCUGCAGAAGCACGUGGUGAGCCUGUUUGCGGUGGGUGUGAAGUCCAGCGACGUCAAGCAGCUCCAGACGCUCGUCUCCCGUGGAGGAUACUACUACCAGCUCUCAGACUACUCUCUGCUCUUCCGGCUGCAAGGCCAGAUGGUCAACAAGGCCCUCUACCUGCCUGCAAUUAUUGAAAAGGACAUGUUGCUUUUCUCUUCUCCCUUCUCCAUGGACCCUAAUAAUGCUACUCCAAAGCUGCAGCUGGAGCUCAUUGAGCUGCAGUGUGACGAUGAGUGGCGCGGAAAACAUCAGCAGUGUUCUCUUGUUGACUUUUACCGGCAGCUGGACAAAAGCAGUCGUCAAGACUGGUAA
Messenger RNA from Lethenteron reissneri (Far Eastern brook lamprey), 6237 nucleotides. RefSeq names its product collagen alpha-3(VI) chain-like. NCBI's taxonomy places the organism in Eukaryota, Metazoa, Chordata, Hyperoartia, Petromyzontiformes, Petromyzontidae. The record is from RefSeq and is a predicted model, not a curated record.